Molecule: messenger RNA, 9137 nt
Organism: Leptidea sinapis
Lineage: Eukaryota; Metazoa; Arthropoda; Insecta; Lepidoptera; Pieridae
Gene: mi
Exons: 7
Coding region: 265-2958 (897 amino acids)
Source: RefSeq, a predicted model, not a curated record
UAGUUAAAUCGUGUGUGGUUUGCAACUUUGCAAAGUGCAAUUUGAUUUAUAGUUUAUUAGUUAAAUUAUUUUUUAUCCAUAAUUAUAUAAUGUAAUUAGUAUGUUAUUUACACAAUAUAAAAAUUUUAACCAGACGACGUCUUGGGAAACCAUGAUUUGAAUUUGACUAGAUACUUAUUUAGCUUUGUUGACAAUAAAAGCUGAGUGCAGUGCAGCUGUCUUGGAUUGGCAUUGCACUGUUAUGGAAAAUGUAUAGAUGCGGUUAUGGAAUCUAUUGAAAACUCUAAUUGUUUGUCCAUGAGUGAUAGUUUCUCUUUAUAUGAACGUUAUAUGAGAAGUUUCAACGUUAAAGACAAUUUUUAUGAAUUCAACGAGCACUCCGAAUCUUCACUUUGCAAUGACAGGUCCGAACGAGGGAACGUUGACCUUUCCAUUUCAGCCUCAUCUGAAAUAAAUAAACAUUACGCGCUUCUAACUGAAGAAGUAAGACUGCAAGCUUAUGAAAAUAUCGAAAAUCGUAGUGAUUCGUUAAAAGAUAAAAUUGUCACUUUGUCGUCAACUUCUUUGGAUACUUCGACGGGGCCAUGCCUUAGUGAAAAAUCUGAUGAAGUUCGUGCCUCUUCAGAUGAUUGUAAAUCAGGAUUUAGGCCUGUUUUCCUAACAUCCAUAAUGGAGAACAGUAAUAAUGCCGUCGAUAGUGUACCAUUGUUCCGCGCUACGAGGGACGAAAACGUGUUUAAACUUCCAAUUAGCGAAUUAUCUUUUAAUGGGACAAUAAAGCAUGUACAAAAGUUGCAACCGAUUGUUGAUCCCCUCACGGCAUUCAGCACUGUGAAUGGUGCUUUGGUUGUAGAUGCCGAAGAACAAGAUUCGAAAAUUGAAAAUGCCAAUCAAAUCUGUGAACAGGUUUUUACUGUGGAUGAGAAGAGUGUUAGUCAGUCAAGGAUUGAUGUUGGUGAGAAUAGUGGGGAUUCUCAAUACCAGGAUAAAGUGUCAAAAGAGUACUCUCAAUCAAAUGAUAGCAAAUGGAAUCUAGAAAAGAGCAGUUCAUCAUUUGAAGAAUCUUUCGACAGUGGCUUGAGAUCUCCGGACAUGUUCCUGGAUGAUGAUGAAGAUUGUGAUCUAGCUCCCGAACCCUUUUGGAAUUUUUUGGAUGACGUUGAAUUGUUUGAGAGGAAGAAAAUAAAAAAGAUUGAGGAGAUCUUACAAGGUGUACUUCCUCCACCUUCUGUUACAACUAUUAAGACAGAUGUGACACAGAUGCUUAAGAAAUACUAUUGCUUCCUGCCUGCAUUCAAUGGCGAGGAAACCAUGAAUAUAGAAGAAAAUUCUAUGACACCCACUAAAAAGGUUUCAUUUAUAAAAAUACCAGAAAUAACUGAAUCUAUACAAGAAACAACGGAAAGUGUUUAUGCUAAGUCAUCUGUGAGGGAUGACCACAAAGUUGUAUCAACGUCGGAAGAAGCUAACUCGAGUAUGAUUGAUAGAAGCAUUGAACUGAAGAUGUGUUCAGAGUCAGAGGUCUUAGAAACACCAUGGCCAGCUGUAGCAAAAUGUAGAUUUUAUGAUAUUUAUUACAACUUGACUGCAUAUUCAGAGAAGCAUGAGGUUCUAAUGCAAAAGUUGGGUGAAAGGUUUAUUGGCGCCGAGACUGAUACAAGUGUUAGCAUACAUUCAGGUGGGAUGCAAUCACCGAGUAGUGCUUGCAAACGAAAGGCACUAAGACUCAAAUUAGCUCAAGCAAAGUCGCCUGGUCGUCGACUGUCUCACUUGGCUCGGAGGAGGCAAGCAUUUUGUAGUGCAGCAACUAUAGGAGAUAAACUCAACUCAUCUGGAAGCAAAAUGGUUCUCAUUGAUAAGAAUUUCUUCCCGCACAGAAAGCUAGUUAACUCAUCGGAACGCAAAAGCCCAAGAAUGCGAAGAACGCCAGGCAAGAAAACGCCGACGAGAAAGACACCUGGCAAGAAAACACCAAGGAAAACCCCCAUCAGCCAUGGAUGUGGCUCAAGCAAAAAGAAAGCUAUGCGACGACUGUUAAUGGAUGAUAAUUUAUCCAGAACACAACCAAACAAGGAGACUUUGAAGCGAGCACUAUUUUUAAGUCCGGAGAAUAGAAAAAGUGUUCCUGCUGCUUCUGCUAAUUCAAUGCUGAGUCAGCCAAUGAGCUCGAGGAGGGCCCUGUUCGGUUCGCCUGCCCGUGAAGGUGAAACUAAAAGCAUGGACGAAUUGAGAAGUGAUCAUUUUCUGAAACGUAAGCGGAGUGUUUUUGAUGAUGAGGAAGAUACCAGCAGGUGUAAGAUAGCAAAGAGUCUGUCAUUUGGCGGUGAUAAUAUCGUGUCUCAACCAAUAUCGAUGAAUCGACGCGCAUCCGAAAUGACAUCAAGGAAUAUGGCGGAAUUAAAUGAAAUAAAUAAGAAGAAGUUGCUGUGGGCUGUGUCUGAGGCUCUUCGUCUGCAUGGAUGGCGUAUGUCUUCGGCCGGGUUCCGCGGCAUGGCAUCCCGUCUGGCGCAACUGACGCGCAGAUUGCUGGCUCUGCCACAGUACGCGCUACGACGUGACCUCUCCACCUCCGCUACCAUGUUCAAGUUAGCCAAACAGCAUGUGUAUGCUAUCAUUCAGGGACGAUCAAUUGACGAGUGUUAUCAAGAUGCUUUGAACAAACAAUCAAAUGAAAAUAACAAACUAACUGGUUAUAUAUCAGCAAGCGCUUACCAGGAAUUAAUAUCCAAACCGACCGGACAAGCCAAGGAAAACAGUUUAAUAAAACAAGAACCCAAAAGUGCAAGUAAAAACAUUUUGCAAGAUAAGCUUGUCAACAUAGAUAAUAACUCAAAUAGUAGUGGUUCAAGUUUCGAGCGGAUACCGUUUAAGUCUAGUUCAAUGCCUUCGUUUGAGGAGGCUAAAAUGAGAGCCAGACGUCAGAUAAGUUUUGAUAAUGUGGACUUUCCUAAACGAUGAAACUGUUAAUUACCUCCCUAGGUAUAUAUGUAGUUAUAGACUUGGUUAUUAAUGUUGUGAGAAAAGAUCUGUCAUUACCAUAUCAUAAGAUCUUUCAAUUCAGUGUGAAUUUUUACUACAAUUACUGUAAGUAAUGUUGUAGUAUUAAAUAAUUUAAAAUAUUUGUAUGUUUAAAAAACUUGAUGUACUGUGGAGUUGGGUUCUACAAAAGAGACAUGACAUCUAUUUGUUUGUAUAUCCAUAAUUCAGUUUAAUAAUAUUCAUAAAAAAAUAUGGUUCAAGAAUGAUUCCUUAAUCGAAUGUGAGAGUGGCAUUUGUAUAUGCUGAAUACUAACGUACAUCAUGCACUCUAACAUGCUUCUUAUGUGCGAGGGAGCGCGCGAUAUUGACAAUACCGCUCUAGCGUUUCAUGACCACGCUAUUGGCGCGUCUUAUAUUCUCACAAAUACUAUUAUUUUUUUCUCUUCUUUUAAGGUGGAACACCUAUACCCUAUUUGGAUAUGUUAUUACCAGUGAUUAGUAAUAAAUUUAUUUAUAUUGAAAACAUUUUGACAAGAAUGGGUUAUUUUGCUCUUAUUCAUCAGAUUUUUUUUAACAUAGAAGACUGCUUUAUGUAUAUUUGAGCAAUGGAUUUGUUUUCCUGUUAUACGCUUAGAGUUAAAGGACUAGACGAAGAGUUACUUUGAAGAACAACAUAAUGUAUUAUCUACCAUUAUAAACUUGGCUUUAUGCCAAAUAAUAGUGAUGGGCCGAAUGUGGUUUGAACUGAAUAUGAAAUACGGCCGAACUUCCGUAGGAUUUCGGUUGAUUUUUGCCUUGUGUAUACAUCGCGGUUGGCUACGCCACCACCCGAACUCUGCGCACCCCCGCGUGAGUCUGGGCCGGCGCUCAUAAGUAAAUACGUCAUCUUCAUGAUGCAGGUUUUUUUGUUUGAGAUAUUAAUAUUUACAUGUUUCAAGUGCUAACACAGGGCUUUUUUUUAUUUGUUUAAAUUUUGGUUCUAUUCUUUUCAAUAAAAAAGUGCAGUUAUUUUGUUUAGUUUUUCUUGUACUGAAUAAGCCGUCGAAGUUCGAUUAAACUGAAUGUAACACGAAGUUCGGCCCAACCGUACCAAAUAAUAAUACAAAUGAAAAAAAAUAUUACCUAUUCUUAACCACAUUUUUUUUGCAUGAUCUCACUAUUUGCAACGGACCCUAGUGUACACUUUUGAUGGGUUUCUUAUUGAUUGCCAAGUUUGUAAUAUCUAACUCUUUAUUUCAAUUAUUAAAUUCAACUUUGAUGUGUGCAAUUAGAAGAAGUGACACCGUCAAAAAUUUUGGCUUCAAGAUAAUGAGACGAAUGUAAAAUUUCGGAAAAAGGAUACUUGUAGGUGUUAGUAAUGAUCAUAGUAGUACAAAGUUUGAUAAUUAUUUUACAUUUCAUUUGUGGUAACUUGGAAAAUUUACAUUACACCUCGAAACUGCAUAUGAAGUCCUAGGUCCUAUUCCUAUAAAUGUUGCUAGGAUGACACAUGAUUUCAACCGCUAUGAAAGACAUUACUAUCACCGCCACCAUAUUUAUGUACUCCUGGUGUCUAUGUAGUAAUACGGCGUGCGCAUGACAUCGGAAUAUAUUAAAAGUAUACUUGCAUCAUUCAUAAGACAAUCUCUUCUUCAACUAUGAUCGCCUGGUACCAAAACGCUGUACAAAGCUUCCUAUCUCAUUUUCUCCCACGUAAAAUUUUAUGGAUUUUUGCAUCAUGUCUCUCUUUUUAACUGUCUUGCUUUUUCGUUUCAUCGACUUUCAAAUCACAACGAUGCUUAAGAUGCUCACUUCAAAAAGCAUAAAAUUAAUAUAUAGACUAAUUUUAAUAGGCUAAGGAUAUAUAAUAGUAAAUUUUUUAAAUUAUUAAAACUUUCGUGAGUCAUUAACUUAUUUAUUAAUACGGCUUUACUCACGUUGUAUCGGUGUGGGUGCAGGCUAGUUUCGGACCAUUCGGAGAUCCUUCAUCAGGGUGAGUGUGGUGGGUUCGCGAUAACGUCUCGCCUAUUAUUCAGGGGGUUCAACUUCCCUACAUUGGCACAUGAAAAAAUUUGCAAUGAAAGUGCUGCCACCUAUUCUAUUAGGUACGCUGCAACUUCACCACGAUGGCGAUAAUUUAACAUACAUGAUAGAUGGAUAGAUGGAGCUAGUGAUAGCAAAAAACUCACUUAACUUAUUAAAGACUUGACUAUCGUGUUGUAAUCAUUGAAUGGCUCUUCUUAUUUAAAGGUGACUGCUGAACUUAAUAAGAGAAUAAUAAUUUCCACCCACACAAAACAAACAUCAAUAUGCAUUCAAUACGGUCUACAACAAUAGUAAAAACUAUAAACAUAAUUAGCGCCAUCUAGCGACGGUACGCUAAGAGCGUAAAAAUAACGCAGCGCCAUCUCUUGGCCUGGGUACACUGAUUUUACAAAAUAAAAACAUGAGUUGCACAUCUAUCUCUAGUAUAUAGUGUAUUAUCUAUGUUACGAAUGGUCCGAAACUAGUUGGUACCCACGCCGAUGAAAUGUCAGUAAAUCCGUAUCAAUAAAUAAGUAAAUUUGUCUUACACUGUGUAAUUAGAAAAUGUUAUGAUAUAAUAUGUUUGGUCGGAACAAAAUAUUAUAUUGAUGUAUGCUUAGUUAGUAGUCUUCUAGACAAGAUAUCAAUACCUCAGUUCCAAAGAGUACCAAUUCAGAAAAGGGUUCCAAAAGAAAACAACUCGACAUGUCACUAUAUGAAACGAAAAUAUCCUUAUGUAGAAAUAUUGGAAGUAACAACUAAGGCUCCUUUCAUACAAACGUGUCGCCAGUCGCGUUCAUCGCUACCGGCUAUUAAUAUAUUAUAAUAGUACAAGUACGGAAGUCUCACUCCGAAAAAUCAAUUAAAGAAAUAGGGACUCUUGCGGUCAUACAAUAAGGCGUAAUUCAGAUCGCAUAGUGUUACUAACAUAUAUUUUUAUUCACCUAGAAGUUGCCUCUCUUUCUAUCGCGUGACUCUUACCUCUUCUGACGAAAUUAGGGUUGACUUCGCUACCAUAGUAGCUAUCACAGUAUUUUCUUUGAACGCGAGUGUUACACAUUUAAAUAAAACACAGGAUUAAAACGCGUGUAAUUGUAACGGUUUUACAUUAGAUUUUUGCGUAAAAGUUACAUUUUUAUUUGAGAUAGUAUUUGUCAUAGUUGUUAUUAUGAAGUUUAGCGCCAUGUAUUUCCUUUGAGGUGGUAUUUGCUGUACACAGAUCAGAGGGCCUACCACCAACUUUUAAUAAGCGAUGCGAUUCCGAUGCAGUUCAGAUAAGGUACCUAAACUGUAUCGCUAAAAUUUGGUACCAUGAAGUGCCUUUCACUGAAUGGAGUUUGAAUUACUUAUGAAGAAUGAACGAAAUAAAUUUGUCUGUGAUCUGCGGUGUGAGAAAGAGAUGACGCUCUACAGUUGUUGCAUAAGUUUGUCUCUCUUACUCGAACCAUAUGCGUUGCGUUUCGAAACCUAAAAUGAUAUGGUUUUAGCGGUUUUUUUGCGUAGAAAAUACUAAAAAUACAUUUUAAAAUUGCGCUUUAUAGCGUCAAAUUAUAAACCAUUAAGCACUUUUUUGUACUUAUUAAAUAAGAGUAAUAUAAAUAAAUAUAGUUCUUUGAAUUACAAAUUAAAUGUUUGCUUAUGUAUUUUCGUAAAAAUAACGAGUUAUGAACGCACCUCCAUUGAUGUUUGACAGGAGCACAGAGUACACUUUUUUAAAUUCGUUCUUGCGAACAGGCUAUAGCCCGGGCCCUUACUGCCUCGUCUUUAGUAUUUUAAUUUUUGGUAUUUAUUUUCAGUACUAUGUUUUACAAAAAAGUCCAAUAAAGUAUUCUCAUCUCAUCUUUCAUCAAUACAAUUUUCCUUUUCUGUAUGAUAUCACUAUUUUUUAAAAGUUCUUAACGAUACGAUUAAUUUCCUCUGAGGAAGUAGCAACUUUUUUCGAAUUGCUCACUUUGACACGUAAGCUAUCCAGUUAAGGUUGAAAUAUUAACUCAUGGUACGAAUGAAUGAACGCACUAAAUCAGUUUGCUAUUCAACUGACAUCAUUUUUGACAUUUAAUUGACAUCAUUGCGAUUUAAUCAGUUGAUUUGACUUUAACCUAAAUUAGAUAGCUCUAAUCAUGUCGUGGUACGAAAUAGCAAAGCAGUUCAUUUUAGGUCGUCAAUUGAAUCGCAAUAAAAGUUCAUGGUAGGCCCGCAGUAAUGUGUAAGCAUUAUUCUGUUUCGGUCUGAAGCGCGCCGUAGCUAGUGAAAUUACUGGGCAAAUGGGAUUUGACAUCGUAUGUCUCAAGAAGACGAGCGCAUUUGUAGUCCUGAGCGGCACUGCAUUGUGAUGGGCAGGGCGUAUCAAUUACCAUCAGCUAUACGUCCUCCUAGUCUUUUCCGUUAUUUUAAUUAAAUAAAUUCACUUAUCGACUAGUUUCUCUGUGGUUAUAGUGGGUAUUCUUUUGUAGAACAAUUUCUCAUACUUAUCCCACAAAGCUUAUAUACAUAUAACUAAAUGUAUUUCAGACUUGUUACACUUUGCAACUGAGGUAUCGAUAUGAAGUUUGUAUGUGGUUUAAUUUAGUAAACAAAUGUUUGGUUUAACGACAUUCAUUUAUAGCAAGCAUGUCUCAUUCUGAAAUUAAGUACGAAACAUACCCAUGGGUGCGCGAAAUUCUUGAGAUAGAUACAACAGUCGAUUGUCAAUCGCUUAAUCUUUUUUAUUUUCGUUGUAGGUUUUCCUGUCUUUGUUUAUUCGAUGGGAGUAAAAGACAUUUAAAUAAAACGUAAUUCUUUCUUUUGUCAACGUGCGAAUUCUAAGGCAAUAAUUGCACAUUGGUUCUCAACCUUAUAGCCACAAGUAAAUAGUACCAGUGGGUGGCUUUUUUGCGCAGGUUGCCGGCUAGAUUAUGGGUACCAUAACGGCGCCUAUAUCUGCCGUGAAGCAGUAAUGUAUAAGCAUUAUUGUGUUUCGGUCUGAAGGGCACCGCAGCUAGUGAAAUUACGUGGCAAAUGAGACUUAACAUCUUAUGUCUCAAUGUGACGAGCGCAAUUGUAGUACCUACUGCUCAAGAAUUUUUGGGUUUUCAAGAAUCCUGAGUGGUACUGCUUUGUAAUAGGCAGUGUGAAAAUAGCCUGUUGCCUUUUUUUCGCGCUUCAGCCCUGUAACGGUGCGUAUUGUUACGUACUAAAUACACUACGUUAUACGGUAAUACGCAAUAUAAAACUCUAAGAUCACUAAUACGUCUAGAUAGACUAUGACAGCUGUGAAAACGUCGAAAAAAUUGAAUUUAGAACUGACCUCUAUUUUGAGCAAUUCACGCACACUAACACAAAGUGUCAUACAUAACGCGAGUGUAAGACGUAGCUUGUCACGCACACUAAAACUAAUAUUCCUGGCCUGUUUUGAUCGGUUGUCUAACAGCAAGAGACUAUCUAGACGUAUAAACUAUCUAAGGUUAAACUGUAUCUCCGCUAGAGUUGUUCCUCUCUUUUGCCACGCACGAGUAAAAAAAGGAGGACUCCGUAUCACCUGAUAUAACAGUGAAGCACCAAAACAAGCCAGUAAAUGAGUAAAUACAUAGCCGCACGCACACACUUACAUUAAUACAAGCCGAUAGGCCGCCAUUAUGAGAUUUGCCAUCGUCUGUGACAGAUCAGUCUGCAUCGCAAUAAAAUAUUUAAAAAUGCCGUCGUGCGUUGUGUAAAAGUGUAAAAACGAUACUAUAUAAGUAUUUGUGGCCAAUAUGAUUAUUUAAGGGAGAAAAUAUUGUGUAAUUGGUAUCCCACGUAACCGCACACACACUAGCAUAACGGUGCUUCACUUGCUAAUAUCACGGCGUGGAGUCCUUCUUUUUUUUACUUGUCCGUGACUUUUGCAUGCUUUCUUUGUCUAUAAGUACGCCAGUAUAUUGUUAUCUGUAAAUCUAUUAUCACAAUAAAACUGGUCAAUUAAGGAUUUUUACUCCUAUGGCCAAAAAUGUUUCUGUUUAUUUAAUGUACUCUCAAGAUUCGGAUAUAAAUUCACUUUCUACAUACAACAUAUAUCUUGUCAAGUAAUAUUAUAUUAUGACGUGUGUAUAUAGUGCCUGUUAAUUGUCUGCGAGUGUGUAUUCUAUAUUAGCUAAUAAUUGUCUCUGCUUUAAGCGACAAAUAAAUUAUUAAAAAUA